Molecule: messenger RNA, 3568 nt
Organism: Corythoichthys intestinalis (scribbled pipefish)
Lineage: Eukaryota; Metazoa; Chordata; Actinopteri; Syngnathiformes; Syngnathidae
Gene: asah2
Product: N-acylsphingosine amidohydrolase 2
Exons: 21
Coding region: 1208-3400 (730 amino acids)
Biological process (GO): sphingosine biosynthetic process; ceramide catabolic process; long-chain fatty acid biosynthetic process
Cellular component (GO): extracellular region
Molecular function (GO): N-acylsphingosine amidohydrolase activity
Source: RefSeq, a predicted model, not a curated record
ACAUUUGUCCCUCAAAAUUGUCUACCAAAUAAAUUCAAUACAACAAAAAAAUCUUAGUCAGGGAAUAACAAAUAUAAAUAAAAAAAGGAGCCUUCUUUCAGGAAAAACACUACCGCUUUUGUCCACAAGCACAGCCAAAUUCAACAACAACAACAAAAAAAGGAAGCUCCUUUGGGCUGCUUUAAGACCACAUAAGCAAAAUAAAAAUGAAAACUGGGGAGAACGGGGUAAACCUUGCUACAGUAUAUAACCGAACACAUUAUGUCAUGCAAAUAAGGUUGCUUAAAAGUUGGUAGGGCCUUCUGAAAAGUUGCUAGUGUUUUCUCCUUACCGUCCCUAUGCAAACCUACGCCCUUGCUUUUGGGUUUGUAUUGUUGAUUGUUCAUCCGUCUGUUUAUUAUGUUAAUUCAACAACAACAAAAAAGAGCUUUCUUGGCCCCGACCACAAUGGCGGGCGGGCGGGCGGGCGUGCACGUUUCAAGUCAUAACUAGCUUCUUUUCUCAGCAGAUGAUUUGAUCAGUGCCAAAACCUCUGCUCUGAACUCUUUGUCGAUGCCAGACGUCCUAUCCGUUUCAAGUCGGAGGCCUGAUGUUUGUACAUUCGCUGCCGCUGCUUUUAAUGGCAGCCAAUGAGGUCAAAACUAAAAUCAAUUCUUCCUCUGGUCAAGGUACAAAUGAGUUUAUCACAAAAGUAAACGUCCGGUCCAACCCUGCCGCUUCUAAUGGGUCAGAUUUCUAGCGCCGUCAACAAAAGUUGAGCGGACGCGGAUAGGAUUGGACGCCGCACGAUUGGACAUUUUGGGAAGGGCGACGAGAGCUCCUUUUUUAAGGCGCCAUUCAUCCCUGGCGGCCAUCUCGGGCAGGACGGCUACGUCUUUACUUCAUUUCUUAGUACUCCCGAUGACCUCAUUUUAGUGGUGUAUUGACUUUGCCCCCCCCCCCCCCGGGCCAAAUGGAUUGGACGCUGUCAAUGGUAGCCAAAAACUUCCUUUUCCCAUCCCGAGCGAUGAGCGCACGCAGGCUGCAUCAAAAAAGGUACAAAUAUGCUGAGGACGCACACCAUAAAUAUUUAUGAGCAUCUAAUGGCGUCAUAAAAGAGUGCUUUUGCUUAUCAGCGUUGCACUUUGCUUGGAAACGUCCUCACCACGCAAAAGUCGUCGCUUGCCGUCGAACCUUCACGCCGAGACGCGAGCUCGCAGUGAACAAGAUGGCCGCCAGGAAGGGUCGCGCUCUUUCCUCCCUGGAGGUGACGCUCGCCGUCCUCUUUGUCGCAAUGACGACCGUCAGCAUUGUUCUCAUCGCCACGCGCGCCACGGACACCUGUCCCGGCCCGCCCCCCGGCCGGGCUCCACCCUUCCUCGUCGGCGUGGGCCGCGCUGACUGCACCGGACCGCCGGCCGAACUCCCUCUGAUGGGCUACGCUAACCCUCAGCAGACGGCGGCGGGCAUUCACACGCGAUUGUUCAGCCGCGCCUUCAUCGUCGACGACGGCCGCCGUCGAGUCGUCUUCGUCUCCGUGGACGUGGGAAUGAUCUCUCAGAGGCUCAGGCUAGAGGUCCUGAACGCCCUUCGGGCCAAAUACGGCGACCUGUACCGGCGGGACAACGUGGCCCUGAGCGGGACGCACACGCAUUCCGGCCCGGGCGGCUAUUUCCAGUACACUCUCUUCAUGAUCAGCAGCAAAGGUUACCUGGAGUCGUCCAUCCGCCCGCUGGUCAAAGGCAUCGUCAAAAGUAUAGACGUGGCCCACGGCAGCCUGCGGCCGGGACGGAUCUACAAGAACCGAGGCCGCCUGGGCGCCAGCGGCGUCAACAGGAGCCCUCACUCGUAUCGCAACAACCCGCGCCAAGAGCGGGACAGGUACGACCGGGACGUGGACCAGGAUAUGUUGCUCCUCAAGUUCACCGACGCGGACGGAGACGGAAUCGGCGCGCUGAGCUGGUUCGCGGUGCACGCGGUCAGCAUGAAGACCAGCAAUCGUCUGGUGAGCGCCGACAACAUGGGCUACGCCGCCUACCUGAUGGAGAACCACAAGGACCCCUCCGCGCUGCCCGGACAGGCAGCUUUCGUGGCCGCUUUCUCCUCCAGCAACUUGGGCGACGUGAGCCCCAACGUCCGAGGACCCCGCUGCGUCAACUCCGGAUUAGCCUGCGACUACUUGAACAGCUCGUGUCCCGAAGGAGGGACCAAGGAGUGUCAAGCCUUCGGGCCCGGCGAAGACAUGUUUGACAGCACCAGAAUCAUCGGCCUCAACAUCUUCAGGAAGGCCAGGGAACUUUACGCCGACGCGACGGAGGAAGUGACGGGCUCGGUUCAGUCGGCUCAUCAGUGGGUGGACAUGACGGACGUCGUCGUUCGCCUGGACGACGCGCGCGAGGUCGCGACCUGCAAACCGGCGCUGGGCCACAGUUUUGCGGCGGGAACCACGGACGGCGGAGGAGACCUCAACUUCACGCAAGGCGCCGUGGAGGGCGACCCGUUUUGGGACGGCAUCCGAGACGCACUCCUGGGCCCGCCUUCUAACCAGACGCGGGAAUGUCACCGGCCCAAACCCAUCCUGUUCAGCACCGGAGAGAUGAAAUGGCCGCUGCCGUGGCACCCGGAAAUUAUCGACGUUCAGAUCCUGACGCUCGGCUCGGUCGCGGUGGUCGCGGUUCCCGGAGAGAUCACCACCAUGGCGGGCAGGAGGUUAAGAGAAGCCGUUCGGCGGGAGCUCGGGUCGGAGGGCGCCUUCUCGGACGCGGACGUGACCAUCGCGGGCCUCAGCAACGUCUACACUCACUACAUCACCACCUACGAGGAGUACCAGGUUCAGAGGUACGAGGGCGCGUCCACCAUCUACGGUCCUCACACGCUGGGCGCGUACGUGCAGAAAUUCGCCGGCUUGGCGCGCGCCAUCGCUCAGGACCGAGUCGGGUCGCUCCCGCCGGGUCCGGAGCCCCCGUUUUUCCAGAAGAACCUUUUCGACCUCCUGGGCGCGGCCAAAGCCGACAGAAAACCCGACAACGGCACUUUCGGAGAGGUCCUGCGGCAGGUGCUUCCCGUCUACAGACAGGGCGACGUGGCGUCCGUCACCUUUGUGGCAGGAAACCCCAGACACUCGGGAGAUGUGAGAGAUCGGAGCUUCGUGGCCGUGGAGAUGCGCGAUGACGCGAGUGACGCCUGGACGCUAGUGCACACGGACGCGUCGUGGGAGACGAGGUUCCUCUGGCUGAAAGACCGCAAUCGACGUAGCAACGCCACCGUGGAGUGGCACAUCCCGAUCGACGCCGCCGUAGGCGCCUACAGGAUCAGGCACUUCGGACACUUCAAGAGCAUGAAAGGCCUGCGGCCGGUGAUCACGCCCUACCAGGGCACGUCCGACGUCUUCCGGGUCACCGCCGGUUUUUAUCGGCGGUGAACGCUCGUGUGUACUUGCUGUUCUCUUUGGAUUGAAGCCAUCUGUUUGUGGCAAUAAAAUUCCAUUUUUCCUUGCCCGUCAUGUUCGCUCUCACUUUCGCCACCUUUAACAUAUUCAAGGCUCUAAUUACCUGAUAUCAAAUAUUCCUACUUGGAUUUGUUUUUAUAU